This is a messenger RNA of Misgurnus anguillicaudatus (oriental weatherfish), 2497 nucleotides long. RefSeq names its product zinc finger protein 395b (gene znf395b). Lineage: Eukaryota; Metazoa; Chordata; Actinopteri; Cypriniformes; Cobitidae. Gene Ontology annotation, biological process: regulation of transcription by RNA polymerase II. The record is from RefSeq and is a predicted model, not a curated record. Gene Ontology annotation, cellular component: nucleus. Gene Ontology annotation, molecular function: RNA polymerase II cis-regulatory region sequence-specific DNA binding; DNA-binding transcription factor activity.
CACUUCCCAAACCCAGAAUUACAGUAUAUUAGAGGCUGAUAGUCAGGGGGUGUGUUGGCUUAAAAAAAUAGUAAGAGCAGCAAAGUGAAACCUCCGACUGCGCCGUUUGUCCUAAUGCAAAAAUUUGUUUUGUGUAUUUGAUUAAGCUUUUUCCUCUUGAAAGCCAAAACCAGCUGUUUAGCCUAGCUCAGUAGUGAGAGGGCACAGAAUGGCCGAGUUGAGAUCUAAAGGACUGGAUUGGGUACAGACAGGCACAGAAAGGCAAAGGCAGGAUGCGUUGAUCUACAUGCAGUGCUGUGGGCAGGGAAAGGGUGUGAGUGCACAGGAGAAGCUGAAUACGGGGCAAAGAAUCGAGCGGUCCGUUGAUGCCAACACACAGCAAACAACGCUUCAAACCUUCCCACGAUCUUCCGGUGUGGACCUACCCACCUACAGAAGUCCCGAGUCAGUGGAGAUGGAUGAAAUCAUGGCAGCAAUGGUGCUCACCAGUUUGUCCUGCAGUCCCGUGGUCCAAAGCCCUCCGCAGAGGGAUCUUCUUCCAGGGGACAUGGAAUGUUGCGGAGGUGAGCUGUCUGAUAGCGGCAGCAGUGGAUACUGGAGCUGGGAUCAUGGGAGUGUAAGCCCCGCCCCCUCCCUAUCGGUCACUGAGAUGGACAGAAGCCCGAGCCAACCGACAGACGAGGGAUUGCACAUGGAACUGGACCAAUCUGCAUGCGAGGAUCUGGAGGCCAGGAAGUACAAGAGCUUAAGCAAAGAAGCGUACAGGUGUCUAUGGCCCGGCUGUGAGAAAGUCUUAACGUCACGGUUUGGAAUGAAGCGGCACAUUCGCAUUCUUCACUUGGGUGGCGGCUUAGAGCAGUCUCACAGAGAAGAAGACUUCUAUUACACAGAGGUUUCUUCUGAAGAUGAUGAGACUGCACCUUCAUCUCCCGCCCCAUCGUUCUCCAGCGGGGCCUGGACUUCUUGUAGUUCAACACAAAGCCAAACCACACCAGGAUGUCAAGAUAAGGUCCAGUCAAGUCCUCUCAGCCAAUCAGCUCCGAGCAGCGUGUGGCAAAUUCACACUGAACAUCUUUAUCAGGCCUGCACGCCCAUUCAGGUGACGGUAUCUCCGGGUUCUCCCUCCUUGUGUAACUGGACCCUGCCUGGUGAUGUCCAGCAGAAAUCUCAGAUUCCAGCACCUCGCAGCCGGUCAGUGAGUGUCGGAGAGCAGUGGCUGCAGCGAAACAGCGCCCCCACCAGAUCACAGACAAUAAGUGCAUCUCCCUCUAGAGGGCACUGUUCAUUCAGAAAGGGCCGAGGCGAGGCCAAAAAGUGCCGGAAAGUAUAUGGUGUGGAGCGCAGGGACCAAUGGUGCACUGCCUGCCGCUGGAAGAAAGCCUGUCAGCGGUUUCCAGACUAAAACGAAAGACUUUAUGAGAAAGAAUCUGUGUUUUCUUUCUUCUUCCAGAUAUUUCCUGCACUGUAGAGGCUCGCUCGUUUCACUUUUCUACCUUUUUGUUUUCCAACGUUAAAAGUGUUUCGUCAUGUUUUCCUAAAAAAAAUGAGCACCGGUAAAUAUACAUACUGUGUAAAGUAGUAAAAUCAGAACCCUAAUUGAAUUUUUCCCUCCUAUGAGACUAAAGUGUAGCCCUGUAUCUGACUGUGUUUUUUUGGGGGGGGGUCCACCCCAGUCUUGCACUUAUACACCUGAGAUAUUUAAGCGAUUGUUGAUUUUUUUGUAUACUGUGGACAGUGUAUUGCUUUGAACAUUUUCAUGAUGUUUUCUAUUGUGGUUUUGUUUGCCUGAAAGGUGUAACAUUGUGAUGCCAUGUAUUGUGUUUUUUCUACGUAUUUAGUCACAACUUUACGUUCCGCAGGGUUUGACUGAGGCUCUUUGCCAUAGCGCUUCCUAAUCAAUCAAAACUGCCAGAUAUAAAGCUAAAGUCAUGUCGAAUGAAAGAUGAUGUGAUGGAUGUUGUUUGAUGGAGAUUAAAGUGCAGCUAUAACCUUUUGAUGGAAUACCAAAGUGCUAUUGCAAAGGCGAGUAAAAGGGAGUUUGACUGAAUACUGCUCUGAGAACAGUUUGGACCUGUUCCCUUUGUACGCUACUUCUUAUCCUUCCAAACAGUGUUGAGGUCUUAUUUGUUGUACAAUAAUGAUCUUACCCAAAAGAUUUUACAUUUAAAGGAUUUGACAGCCCUGACACUAUAUUGAAAAAAGAUUAAAAACAAGACAUGAGAUAAAAUAUGCAAAUUUCAAAAGCUUGUCAUUUGUGCUUGACAAAUAACGAGAACAAUCGUAAAAUUAUUUUAUUGGCAUUUUUCUGUACGUUUCAUGUACAUGUAGUGAAAAGAAUUAAAGAAAGGCUCACUUUCUAGAAAUACUUGCAGAAUGUGUCUGAAAUGAAAAUCAUUCACAAAGCCAAAAUGUCUACGGAAAUAAAGUCUUACAUUUAUACCAACAAUACUGUACACUUACUGUACAUUUAUACCCAGAAUAAAGUACACUUACACUA